CAGUAUCAGUUUUAAUUCCGCGACGAGCCGACGUGGUUGUGAACCCGUAUAGAAAUAUUAAUCGCUUGAGCUCCAACCUUUACCAGUGAUUUACGGAACGUUUUCGCGCAGUUUGUGCGCAAAUAAAGUGUGUAAAGAGUAUUUGUACAAUGAAUCAACAUAAGAAGCCAGCUGAUGAUUUGUACAGCCAUAAGUGUAAUGUAUUAUGAGUUGUGUGGUACCCGGCGUCUGCCCAAUCGUUCGAUCAUGGCUCAAUGAAAUCUCUAGACUACUGGUUUGAACCGACUACCGGUAAUCAAUCUUUGGACGUUUUAUGUGUGUAAUUUAUUCAGUUUGGUGUCUUUUCCAUGAACUUGUGGUUCGAUUUUAGACAUCUUUGCAGGAGUGCUUAAUUUGCCAGUGUUCUAUUUAAUCACACAAACUAUCGUAAGUUUGUAAUCUUUCUUCAGAAUGUUUGGAAAACGCCCAUUGGAUAACACACUUCAGGCUCCGAACGAUGGAAGCGCACCCGGACCAAGUAAAAAAACCAAAGCAGACCCCAAGCGACGAACGUUGCAAUGCUUCACUCACGGUAUAGCGUAUCAGGUGAAGCUUCUGGUGCUUUUCACACAAACGCUAAACAAACAGAUGCAACAAGAUAAAUCCAUUUUCUGCAACCUAAAAAGUGAGGAUCCCGAAGGAGGCAAAUUUGAUGAUUUAUUAUUUGAGUAUGAGUAUGGCGAUCAGAAAGGGAAUUUCUUCUUCCAAGCCAAACACAAAGCUGACCCCAACCAGUACCAGAUAACGCUGAAUGACCUAAUAACGACGAGGCAAAACGACGCACCCUUUGCAAUUGCUCCGCUCUUUCAAAGUUUUUACGAUAAGCUACAGCAUGGUAGCGAUGAUGUAGAGCCUGUGCUUAUGCUCUGCACAAACGCCGAUCGAUCGCCGGAGGUACAGGAGUUAACGAAACCUUACACGUUCGCUUUCAAAUGGUUAGAGGAAACAUUCGGUUCGAUCGCGGACUCAAACACGAGCUUCGGUCAAAUUGAUCUAGACAAAUUUAAACAACUUAACAAAUAUACACAAUUCUAUCGCUCGUUAAGUGAAUGUUCCGAAUGCAUGCGUCUCGCUGGUGCACUGGCGGAUGCAAUUUAUAAUCGCAAACCAGUUACCCUCAAAGAUCCACUGUUCAGCAAGUAUUGCAAAGCCAUAGUGGAGAAUAUCGUUGAUGUUAGCAGGAGCAUAAAAAAAGAUUCCUACAAAAUUAAGACUCAAUUUUUUAAUUCAAACGAUCUGUUCCUGGAACAGUUCAAGCAGCAGUACGAACAACUGGAUGGAAAAGUUGAUGCUCUAAAGGACGCAGAAGACAAAGGCAUAUGCUGCUCGAAAGGAUUUAUUGAACGUGGCAGUGAUAGGUUUGAUUACAGCAGCAAUUCAUACUUACCCGUUGAUACGGUAUCAAAUGCGCUGGUGGAAAAGUUUUUCCAAUCAUUUGUUCUCAUCACUGGCACGCUGAAUGAGGUACAGCUGACGGAGGAGUGCAAAAAACAGUUCGAAAGUGUCUCAAUGGUGGAAGGCGGCUGUGCGCAUGGUAUGGUGUUUGAAGAACUAUUCAACUACGUAAAGGACCCGGAUCCGGAACCUCUGGAGAAUGAGCAGAUUGAACGGAUUUGGAAAACAACAUUUUAUCAGCUGCAAUUUCUUCAGCUGAAAGGAUUCACCGUGAGCCGUCAACAGGAGCUUGAGAAGUUGGGUCUUCGUCUGCAGGAGUCAAAGGUGAAGGCGACUCCGCUAUAUCAAGAGUUUCUGGCUCGCAUGUCAGCAAAUAGCAGUCCGAGCGUUAAGGAGCAUGCUUACGAUAUGUUGGUAGUGCAUGAAAUAAUCAAAGCUGGUUUGACGGAAAUUCGAAACCCAUGUGAAUUCCUUAUCAUCCAGGAAAGAACGUUCGAACAAUGGCAGGACACGGUAGAGAGUGUGCUAUGCUGGUUGACUGCUCCACUUGUACUGAUCAUAGAAGUUCAGAACGAGUCAAAAAAGCAUGAGCUGGUGAAAGUUCUUAAAAAAGUUAAACCCAAGCAAAAACAUUCCAGGAUGAUCAUAAUAUUAACUCAAGCUUCCGUAAUCAGCCAGGAGAAUAUUAACGUAAGCUGUUUAAGUGAUCAAUCUUAUGCAGUACUUGAUCAACGUCAGUUAACACUCCAUGGAACGAUCGUAUCGGUACGUGAUCUAAUCAGGGAUAUGGACAAACUAUCGUUUUUAAUUUACUUGCUCAGUUUGAAAGAGCUUUCGUUAAGCUUAAAUCAGGAGCGCUUCUCUACAUUGAAGGAUAAAUAUGUAACGCGAGGAUUGAUACAGGAUGAUAACCCUAACGAGAUCGAUCUGAAUGAGGUGGAAAGUAAAAGGAUAGUCAUUUUAGACGCUCCAGGAAAUGGCAAAUCUUCGUAUAUCACCUGGUUGGCGCAGCACCUUGAAACGAAAAACUCUGAACAGUGGAUUUUACGAUUCAAUGCAAUUGAGUAUUCCUAUGAUCUAAAUGAAAUUGCGAAAGAAUGUGAGACUAACGCGAUGACUGAAUUGCGUGCAGUGCAAAUUCUAUUCCAGUUCGCUUACAUGACCGCACAGCUAGGCAACAUUCAUCAAAGCUCGGAUGUGACGACGACGUCCCAACGACAAACAGCCAAAAGCUGCGCAGAAGCAUUGCGCAUUGAAAAUGGUGCAUUUGUACUAGAUGAAACGAAAGCGGUCGCAUUUUCCCACGAGCAACUAACACUGUUGAGACUGUUCGUUUCCAAACUAAACGGACGAAAUAUGAUUAUUUUCUUCGAUGGGUUUGAUGAAGUUUCUCCCAAUUAUGAAACUGUUGCCUUGUCACUGCUUUCCAUGCUGGAUCGUCUUGAUGGGAUUAGUAGGAUGUGGAUCGCAAGCCGUCCAUACAAGUUGCAGGCCAAAUUCAAACAAGCAUUGCGAGAUGUUUGCUUUCUGCAGGUUGGGAAGUUUUCAGAGGAGGUUCAGCUAACAUACUUGAAAAAUAGGCUGCGAAGGAUAACACCUUAUACGGAUGAGAAUAAAGUAACGAGAAGUAAACUAAUGGAACUGUCCUUAAAAUUCCUUACAAAUAUUGAAGAUUACAUAGGAGAGCUUCGUCAGCAGUUCCUAUUUUUUGAGAUGAUGUUUGAGGUGUUGAUAAAAGAUUACUUCUGCCCCGCGACUUUAACGCUUCAGAUGGAUGUUUUGCACGGCUAUAUGAAAGGCAUGGAGCUAACACAGCUAAUAGAGAGAUUCAUCAAGCUAAAGCUAGAAAUCGUCGAUACAAGUAAAAUGGGCUCCACCGACGCGGCUGCUGCUACCGUCGAGGCACAGAAUCGUGCAGCAAAACGGGCGCACGAAGCUCUUCAGGGGCACAUGGCGUUGGGAUAUUAUGUAUUCGCACACUUCUAUUUGAGCAAACGGGUAAUAGAUCCGCAAGACAGUGAGUUUGAUGCGGAUGCACUCACGAAAGCGAAGGAAUAUAUGCAGGAGUUGCAGACUGCGAACGAAAAGACGGGCCUGGUAGAGCGCAUCGUCGACGAUCGUCCAAUAUUUGUGCAUCGUAUAAUUGAGGAAUAUUUCGCCAUGCGGCAUCUGUUCGAAGGUAGAGCGAAAGAGUCGAAUACGCGCCAUGUACGUUUAUUUUACGCAGAGCUACGUAAGUUUAAUUUUAACUGGAGCUACGGUGAUAUGAUGGACAGAUUCUCGAUUAUGGAUGGCAACAAUGUGUUACCGCUCCAUUUGACAGUGCUCGAAACGGACGGAAGAGCGAUCAAGCGAAUCCUGGACACGGAUCCAGACGCCAUCGAGAAGCGAGACGCAUUCGGGCGAACCGCACUCCAUUUGGCCAUGUUUCGGCUGGCAAUUCACCAACAUAGGCCCAUUUUAGAGCAGAUGAUCGCAUUGGCUGCGGAACGUCAUUGCAUUCAGGUGCAGGACACUUUGUUUGGCUGGCAGGCGAUAGAUUACGCACUGAUGGUAGAAAGCUUGGAGAUGGUUCGAGCCUUGAGUUUAAAACAAGGCUACUUGAAGGAUACUGUUGAUUCGCGGCUGGUGUUGGCGUUGAAAAUAUUAAACACAUUGGCGUUGCGCUGCAAUGAUGGCGAACUAGAGCAACAUAUUCUGUGCCCACUGUUAUCGAACAACUAUUUGCGUCCCUAUUGCCUACACGAGUGGCAUGAUAAGGCCCCCGAGACAGCUGAAUAUGCGGGUGCCACGUACUGCCUGCUUGAUGCAUGGCGUUUCCUACCCGAACCCAGCUGGGUUGUUCAGUUCAAAGGGCAAAGUGAUAACAGUAAUUCGAGUUUAAAGCGGCUAGUGGCGAAUUUUUCCGGAACGUUUAUGUCCCGUAAUAGGCUAUUUUUUGUGUGUCGCGAACAUAUGGGACUGAUGGCAAGGCUCGAAAAGAUGUCUGAGAUGCCGCCCAAAUAUAUCGACAUACGCGUCUACGUCGAUGAGCCUAGUCUAAUUGGCGACCUGCGUGGGCUGGACUCUACCGUUGUGAAUGGUGCUUUGACCCGUUUAAAGAAUAGAGCGUUAACGAAUCGGGUAGUACACGUUUUGCUAGUGUUAUUUUAUGGUUCUGAAGAUGAUGAUACGCUCGCAUAACAGAGCGAUCCUCUUUCCAGAUGCAGACUUUCAAGACUUAUUAGUACCGCGCAGCUAGAUAGUCAGUCUUUGCUAGAAAGGAAUGGUCCAUAUGAGACUUGAACUCAUGACCCUGCGAGGUGCUCCUGCCUAUUUUCCCACAUCUGGUACAGCUUCUUUCAGCCGUCCUUAAGAGGCUUCAGACGCUUGCGCAAAAAUUUGUCCUGCUGGUAUUCGGACGUCAAGCCCUCGCCGAAGUCCAUCAAGACUUCUUGUAGUCUUCCGUAAAGUUGUCGAUCUCCUUAUUUGCUUUCAUUUUAAUUCGGUAGUCCUUUUUCAUAUGGUCUUUGUUUUCACAGCUGUGAUACUUUUCGCUUCCAUUUCUUAUUCGAAUGUCUGCAACGAAUGCAGUAGGCUUCUCUUUGAAAUUUUCCUUUCUAUUCUAGCGUUUACAUUCGUCGCCUAGCAACCGAGUCUUCAUCAACUUAUAAGUUAGUUCAGAUUCGGGUAGGAUUUCCCAUGCAGUCAUCAGGGGGUCGUAGGUUACCGGAAGAAUUAACCUCAAGCCCAAGCAGACUAUGCUGCCGUAUCAGGUCCUCAAGUUGUUGAAGGUUGAAGGUUUAAGACGAGCGAUUUGGUUCCUUGCCAUCUGCUUUUCCGAGGUCUUCUUGGCAAAUGUAUUUUUUGAGAACAUUCCACAUAUCCUUCGUCAUGGCCAUCUUCUUAAUAUGUCCCAAGUACUUACCAAAGAUUAAACUCGCCAGCAUUGACUUGGCCUUGGCGCUGCUCCAUUGCUGCUAACUUGGUCACUUCACUAGCCGCUUCUGAAACAUCCUUCACUACAGCGUCCCACACCUUCGAGGUUUCGGAAAAUAUGGAAUUCCGUUAACCGCCACUUAUUGCUGCUUGCCUGGACCGUAUCUAAAGAGAUCCACGCUUUUUGGUUGCUUUGUUAAGACUGACUAUUACAUUAUGCUAUUACAGCUUACUAAGAUCGGCUGUACUAUUCGCGAUUGCUAGAGGAGUUGCUACUGUAGUAGGAGUUGCCAGCUGUCCAGGUGCAAACAUUACAUUCGCCAAAGUAAAUACAUUGAUACAAUAAAAAUCCCCUAGCACUAAAUUUGGAAAUAAAAACACACACUUAACGGUUAUUAUUAGUAGAAAAGCUUUUAUUUUGCUUAAAAUGUUUCGAAUAAUGUUUCAUACGAUAUUCGAAUAAUGGUUCAUACCUUUAGCAAAUAUCAUAACAUAGCUGUAUUAAAAUCUCAAGUCUCCUGUCUUUUUUACGCCGUUGAACCUUCUUCCUGCGAUGGUUUCAAUACAAUACAACAGUACACUCGCAGAGUAAAGAGGCACCCGAUGUAUAGAGCCGUUUAAAAAAGCGAUACAACAACUAAAUAUACUUUACACGUGAGCAUUAAGGUUUAAAAGCUAUAUACCGCACUGUUAGCUAUCGCUGCCGGUUGCUGUUUUCCCGAAACUGCUGCUGAUACAACAAGGACUUACAUAUGCUGACGAAAGGCUAAACUACACAUAAGGCGCAUCCGUUUCCGUUCAGGCCACAUUCGUUUGCAACAAUCUUAAGCUAAAGCUAAACUGCCGGCAACCAUCAGCUCAUCCGGUUGCAUACACACUUUGUGCAUCGUAAUCUGGUGCCAUUAGAUCCCGUUUCUACUUUGUUAGUACAACUGGCCACUUGCACUACUAAAAUACUGUUUUUUAUGUUGUAAAAUAAAAACCGACCGUUUUACAAUCACAA
Messenger RNA from Anopheles arabiensis, 6355 nucleotides. RefSeq lists its product as uncharacterized. The record is from RefSeq and is a predicted model, not a curated record. The transcript has 2 exons. Bases 451 to 4617 code for a protein of 1388 amino acids. Lineage: Eukaryota; Metazoa; Arthropoda; Insecta; Diptera; Culicidae.